Staurois parvus is the source of this 270-nucleotide messenger RNA. Lineage: Eukaryota; Metazoa; Chordata; Amphibia; Anura; Ranidae. The record is from the annotation of a GenBank genome assembly.
UGGGUUCCCCCCACCAUCCAUACCAAGCCCUUCAGGUCUGGUAUGGGUUUUGAGGGGAACCCCCCACACCAAAUUUUAAAACAAAAAGGCCUGGGGUCCCCCCCAAAAUCCACACCAGACCCUUAUCUGAGCAUGCAGCCUGGCAGGUCAGGAAAGGGGGGAGGAUGAGCAGGUCCCCCCUCCUGAACCAUACGAGGCCACAUGCCCUCAACCAGCCAGGGUUGUGGAAAAGAGGCCCUUGUCCCUAUUAACAUGGGGACAAGGUGCUUU